Molecule: messenger RNA, 510 nt
Organism: Kalmanozyma brasiliensis GHG001
Lineage: Eukaryota; Fungi; Basidiomycota; Ustilaginomycetes; Ustilaginales
Exons: 1
Coding region: 1-510 (169 amino acids)
Biological process (GO): positive regulation of DNA-templated transcription
Cellular component (GO): nucleus
Molecular function (GO): chromatin DNA binding; transcription coactivator activity
Source: RefSeq, a predicted model, not a curated record
AUGGCGCUCAACUGGGUCAUGCUCGACCACAGCGGUCGCAAACCCCUGCCUCUCCCACAGGAGCAAGUCCUGGCCCAUAUCGGCAAGACAUCGCUGCAGCUUGACUACGCAUCAAAGGGCAUCAGCUACAGGGCCGAAGGCGAUGCCUUGAUCACUUCACAUCGCUUCGUCUUCAUCCGUCAGGCUCAAGCGACCGCUCCACCGGACCCGACGGUGCUUAAGUCGCUCUCGGUCCCGCUCGACCACUUCCAAGCGAGCAAAUUCAUCAUCCCCAUCUUCACCGCAGCCUACCUCCAAGCCGAUGUCUACUCCGUACCUCAGGGCGGACUGCCGGAACGACAGCCUGGAGAAGAGUCGCACCCCGUGGGCAAGCUCAAGCUGUGGUUCAUGGAGUCGGGUGGUAUUGCCUUUCGCGACGCCGUCGACAAGGCGAGGACGCUGUGGCAGAAGCAUCGCCAGGAGGAACAGGACGAGAACGCUCUGCCGGCUUACGAGCCUCCGGCUGCAUGA